This is a messenger RNA of Syzygium oleosum, 816 nucleotides long. RefSeq lists its product as uncharacterized. NCBI's taxonomy places the organism in Eukaryota, Viridiplantae, Streptophyta, Magnoliopsida, Myrtales, Myrtaceae. Gene Ontology annotation, biological process: mitochondrial respiratory chain complex III assembly. The transcript is spliced from 2 exons. The record is from RefSeq and is a predicted model, not a curated record. Bases 43 to 522 code for a protein of 159 amino acids.
CAAUUGAGCUCGUCAACAAACCGAUCAAAGACGCACGGAGCGAUGAACGCGAAGCUCCAGCAAUGGCGACAUCUAUCGAUCCUUUGGGGCGCCGCGACGCCGAGCGGCGCCGUUGCCGUCGCCGCCUCCGUCUCCCGCGCCCUGCACCACGGGCCGGACACCGUUGAAGAGCUCCUGGACAGGCACGUCGCGAAGACGGAGAAGAAGUCCCUGGGCGACGAGGAGGAGGAGCUCCUCGCGCGGCGGCGCCUCACCAGCACGCGGCGGGAGGCGCUGGGCCUGUACCGGGACAUCCUCCGGGCGACGCGGUUCUUCCCGUGGCCCGACGCGCGCGGCGUGCCGUGGCGGGACGUGCUGAGGGAGAACGCGCGGAGGGAGUUCGAGGAGGCGCGGCUCGAGCGGGACCCCGAGGUGGUGACGCGGCUGCUGAUCGGGGGGAGGGACGCGGUGGAGGCGGCCCUCGAGAAGCUCGCCGAGAAGCACCGGCAGCAGAUCGAGAAGGACCGCGGGGACGGGCGGUGAUCGAGCCGAUCGAAUGAUUUUUACUAACGAGGCCCGGCUAACAUCUGAAGAUUUCAAUGAAGUUCUAAAUCAUAGAGAAGUUGCGCGUACGGUAAAAUUGUCAUCGUAUGCGCGCUACUUUUUCUAGUGAGAUCUCGUGCCACACUACCUACUAGCAUCGCACAGGUUCGCGUAGAGUGCAGGGCUGUCAAUGUUCACUUGAGCACGAGCAUGGAGCCUCCGUCUAUGAACGUAUUGAUCGAGGUUGGGCAAUCCCCUCUCGGAGAAGAGUCUCUCUCAAGGCGCAGGAGUCCG